AUGAGACUCCCGGCACUCAUAUCCGCCUUUCUGGCUGGCGCCGCGACGAUCGCUCUGGCCAGCGAGGAAUCAACCCGCACAGCAGCAAUCUACAUCCAGCCCUUAGCCAACCCGUCCACACCUCCUGCUCUCCUCGCCGAGAUUGCCAUCCCCGACAUCGACUCCCCAUCAUCAUCGGCAACACCCAAUUCGCAAGAAGGAGACGACGACACCCCCGCAGCAGUCGAAGUGCUCUCCUACUCCGCGCCGGAGCUACCCGACGACGACGACGAAGGCAACAACAACAACCUCGUGCGCAUCGGCAUCUACUCCCCCUCCGCCGGCGCCUGGGUGUCCUCCACCUCGGUCGCAUCGACGGCCAACUUCGCCAAGGGCUACGCGCCGCACUUUGCGGUGACGGUCGACGGCGACGGCGCCUACGUGGGCGUGGUCUGCCGCGGCGUGGCCAUCGACGCCGGCGUCACGCGCGACUUUGGCCCCCAGGUCGUCGUGCUGCGCACCGCGCCCGGCGCCCAGCCCGCGCUGGGCAAGCCGGUGGUGUUGAGCCCCGAGGGGAGGAAGGUGCCGGAGGGGGGGGAGAAGAGCUUUUUGCAGAAGUACUGGUGGGUGUUGGCUAUUGGCGUGCUGGUUGCUACUGGUUACGGGCCGCUAAGUUUGGGCCCACAAUUCUCAAGCUUGAACAGCAGGGCAACUAACUCCACCGACCCCAUGGGCGCCACCAACCCCGAGAACGGCGGUGCGACCGCGACCGAUCUCAAGGGCAAGGGCCGCGCUCCGGCUGCCCAGGAGCCCGUCGAGGAUACUUCCAUGGCCGAGGAUGACGACGACGAUGAUGACGAGGAGGACCCCGAGGAGGAACCCGAGGCUGCUGACGACGACAACAUGGAGGAGAUCGACCUCGACAACGUCAUUGGCCGCCGCACGCGCGGCAAGGUUAUCGACUUCGCUAAUGCCGCUCAGGAGAACCCGGCUGAUGACGACGAUGAGGAGGACGACGAUGACUUUGUCGAGGAUGACAACAAGAUGGAUGACAGCAAGAUGGACGAGGACUAG
Chaetomium globosum CBS 148.51 is the source of this 1053-nucleotide messenger RNA. RefSeq lists its product as uncharacterized. The transcript is spliced from 6 exons. The coding region runs from base 1 to 1053 and encodes 350 amino acids. NCBI's taxonomy places the organism in Eukaryota, Fungi, Ascomycota, Sordariomycetes, Sordariales, Chaetomiaceae. The record is from RefSeq and is a predicted model, not a curated record.